AUGUUCUUUUUCGCAGUCACAGCAAUCCUCGCGGGCGCAAACGCUCAGCGCUAUGAUGGACAAUUUGCGCCUUGCAACCCAAUGGUCAACGCAACGGGAGCCUGCACGCCCAACCCAGGUCUCCCCACCAGCACGUACAGCAUCGAUUUUACCCAGCAGACUGCCAUUCCAGCCAACUGGACGCUCUCGAACUAUGCCACCAUGAACUUCAGCUCCGAUGGAGGUGCCGAGUUCGUCUAUGCCAAACGCUACGACGCACCGCAACUCUGGACCGACUUCUAUAUUCUCUUUGGCAGAGUCUCCGUGGAAGCCCGCGUGGCAAAUGGGACCGGCAUGAUUUCCUCCUCGGUCCUGAUUUCGGAUGAUUUCGACGAGAUUGAUUUCGAGUUCUCGGGUAACAAUUACAACAUGACCAAUACGAAUGGUAAGGGCCAGAACAACUACUUCGGCAAGGGUAUCACGGGAAGCUAUGACCGCGGCCAGUACUUCGAUGUCAGCGAUCCGCAGGAUUCGUUCCAUACUUACACUUUCGACUGGAGUCCGGAUGCUUUGAAGUGGGAAGUUGAUGGCGUUGUGAUCAGAACUUUCGAAUACAACGCCAGUACGACGGCUGUCGGAAGUGAUUAUCAGUAUCCUCAGACUCCGUCGAGGUUGCAGCUUGGUAUUUGGGCCGGAGGUGAUCCCGGGGAGAAUGAAGGUACUAUCUCCUGGGCUGGUGGUAUUACGGACACGGAAGGCGGUCCGUAUACCAUGUAUGUGAGAAGGGUGGAAAUUGAGAAUUACAUGCCUGGAUAUGCGUAUAACUGGACGGAUCAAAGUGGAACGUGGCAGAGCAUCCAGAUUCUGAGUCGGGAUGUAGACAAUGGGACGGCGGUGGGAGGCGGCUCGACAACCAAUUCUGCAAGCGACUCAAGUUCGACAUCUGCUCCAACCAGCGGGGCUUCCACCGCGGAUUCUGCAGCAACGACAAGCCCUACCACUACGUCAUCCACAUCUUCGACUCCAAUUACUGGUGGCAACACGGUUUCUGGACAGGCAACUGAGACUACGCCGGCCGGCGCCUCUACGGUGGAUCCCAAGACGACGGCAAGCGAUGUUGAAGCUUCUACAACUCCAACUCCGACGGGUGGCGCGUCUGCCCCCUCAGUAGCUGCGGUUCCUGGCAGCUCGGCUCCUCCAGCAGUCACCAGUCCCGCAUCGAGUGAGAACGGCAGUCCAGGGGCCGGGAGCUCGGGCAAUGCUAGCUCAGGCACUGCUGGGUCGAACAGUGGCGCGUCCAAUGGUGGCACUUCCAACGGUGCCAGUCCCAACGAUGGCGCUCCCAGCACUGGCAACUCCAAUACUGACAGUUCGAACACUGGCAGUCCCCACAGCGGCAGCUCGAACAGCGGCAGCUCCGACGGCACUUCAAAUGGCAGCAGCAGCGACUCUUCUCCUGACGCGUACUCGUCCAACGACUCUACCGCAACCUCUACUCCUGGCGUUGGUGUCACAGGUGGAGAUUCUCAGCCAACUUCAGCAGCUGGAUCAACUGCUACGGAAGACGGCAGUACUCCGGGGCAGACUUCGGCUGUAUCGUCCACAGCUACUCCAGGACCGACCGAGUAUCCAGGUUACGCAGCUGUAAUGCCAGGUCCGAACAGUUCCGGCGUUCCCUUGGACGGUUCUUCAUCCUCCAGCGAAAGCACUGGGCAGGAUCAAGGCGCUGAGACUCCGACGAAUAGUGGCCAGGGAUACAUUGGAUCCUCGUCCUCUAGCAAUCAAAAUGGAGAUGGCUCUGGCGAUGGCUCCGAUGCUGAAGCUCAAUCUACUACGACGAGCGAGGGGGGUACUGCAGCGGCUACAGCCUCUUCCACCAACGGCACGUCUUCCUCGUGGCAAACGCCCGCGACAUACACAUCCGGUGCGAGGCGACUGAGCUUGUUUCCGUGGUUGAACUGA
This is a messenger RNA of Lecanosticta acicola, 1941 nucleotides long. Lineage: Eukaryota; Fungi; Ascomycota; Dothideomycetes; Mycosphaerellales; Mycosphaerellaceae. The record is from the annotation of a GenBank genome assembly.